This is a messenger RNA of Mobula hypostoma (lesser devil ray), 4198 nucleotides long. RefSeq names its product transcription intermediary factor 1-beta-like. Gene Ontology annotation, molecular function: protein binding; zinc ion binding. Bases 127 to 3729 code for a protein of 1200 amino acids. NCBI's taxonomy places the organism in Eukaryota, Metazoa, Chordata, Chondrichthyes, Myliobatiformes, Myliobatidae. The record is from RefSeq and is a predicted model, not a curated record. Gene Ontology annotation, cellular component: chromatin. The transcript has 20 exons.
GCUCUCGCGAGAGCUGAGCUGGGCUGUGCUGCCGAUGGAGGUGAUGGCUGUCGAGUACAAUGGAGCGGAGCGCUGCUGAGCGGCCGAGGGCCGGAGCGCGGGGACUGAGCAGCGGGGAGCCGCGCCAUGGACGCUGUAGCCGCGCCUGCUGACCUGCUGGCGUGCGGGGGCAGCGGGGAGUCGAGCCCCGGGAGGGGGGCGGACGGGCCGCCGCCGGGCCCCGAUGCCGAUCCUGACGCAGUGAGGCUGGUAGAGCCGAGCCCGAGCCUGCUGGAGCGCUGCGGCGUGUGCAAGGGCUGGCUGCGGGAGCGCCAACCCCGCCUGCUCCCCUGCCUGCACUCGGUGUGCAAGGGAUGCCUGCAUGGCGCGCUCAGUGCGGGCUCUAGCCCGCAGGCUGAAGGGCUUAUUUCCUGCCCUGUAUGCCGACAACAAUGUUACAUAAAGGAUAUUAUUGAAAACUACUUCCUAAGGGACACUGGUGAAGUGGACACUAGCUCAAACAAGAAGGUUAGCCAGGUAUGUACCAGCUGUGAAGACAAUGCUGUGUCCUCCAGCUUCUGUGUGGAGUGUGCGGAGUGGCUCUGUGAUGCCUGUGUAGAGGCUCACCAGAGGGUAAAAUUCACAAAGGAUCACACUAUGAGCAAGAAGAAUCCAGGGCUUACAGUAGACGGGAGGACAAGCUGUGAGCGACCAAUCUUCUGCUCCAUUCACAGACAGGAGACUCUGAAACUAUUUUGUGAGACAUGUGACACACUAACCUGCCGAGACUGCCAGCUUCUCACCCACAAAGAUCAUAGAUACCAGUUUCUCGAGGAAGCUAUUAAGAACCAGAAGAUGACGCUGGAAAACCUGGUGAAAAAGUUGACAGAGAAGAAAACCCAGCUGCAAGUGACCACUAAACAAGUCCGUACUAGAUUAAGAGAUGUUCAGGACAUGCAGAAGAAAGUCCAGGUGGAGAUCAAGAUGGCUAUCCUUCAGAUAAUGAAAGAACUAAAUAAACGUGGCAAGACCCUCAUCCAGAGAGUGGAGAGAUUGGCCGAGGAGCAGCAGCUGAAGUUGGAGCAGCAGCACCUGUCUAUGUCUAAGCUGUACCGGCAAAUGGACCACGUCUUAAAGUUUGCUUCUUGGGCCGUCAACACUGAUAACAGCACAGCCCUGCUGCUCUGCAAAAAACUGAUCUUCUAUCAGUUACAAAGAGGGCUGCAAUCCAAGGUUAAUACAGAGGAGUUGAAGAAUGACAUUAUCACUUUUCUCUGGGACUCUGCUUUCUGGACUAAGAGUGCAGCUAAUUUUGGCAAUGUUGUGAUUGAAGUCCCCCCAACGUUGUCAACGCAUGUUCCAGUUCAGCAUCCGUCAGUGUCCAGCCAUUGUCCUCAACCUGUCUCCCAGCAACACCCUAUCCCUCAGCUCCAGCCUGUUUCCCAACACCAGCCUAACAAUCGAAUGAUUGCAACACAAGGAAACUCUUGGCAAAGCCAUGCACCUAUGCAGUCUUCCCAUCGCCUUCCGCCACCUAGUUACCAGCAGACACAGCUCCCACCCCCACGCCAGCUCCCUCCACAGCAGAACACACAGCAGGUCCUGAUCCGCCAGCCUCACUCAGCUCCCCACUGGUCACCAGUGAGUGGACACUCACGGAUGCAGCAAGCGGUGCAACUUGUGAAGCCAAAAACCACAAUGCCAAGUACUAAUGGCAGGUACCUUCAGCAGAUGCAGGUGCAGGUGGUUCAACAAGGGAACAUUGUGCAGAUGCAACAACAACAGCAGCAACAGCAGCAGCAGCUCAUGAAUCAGGUGCUAUUACUGCCACAGAUGAAUGGAGUACAAAUUCGCCAGCCUCAGGGACAUACUCAGGGAGCUGUCAAGCAAUCGAUUAUUGGGGGCCAGACACUGUACCAGCAAAUGUCCGUCCAUCAGCCUACUGCCAUUAGCAAACUGCCUUCCCCAACACAGCGGCAGCAGCUGUCCUUUGGGCCUAGUGCAGCUGGUAGUGUUCAGUCCCCACCAUCGCACCACCUAUCUACGUCCACCGGACUGUCGAAUGUUCCUGUGAGUCGACCGUCUCCUCCAGUGCAGCAAGCACUCAGAUCAAAUACUUCUACCAGCAGGCAGUUGCUAACAACUGCCAUAUCCCAGCAAGUGCACUCUAACAAUUCUGCUACCAGUCAGAGUACUCAGGUUGGUGCAAAUUGCCAUCGUUCUCCAACGUCAAGCAAUCGCCUUGGCAACAGCCCGGUUGACCAACUCAAGAUGUUGGUGCAGCAGGCAACCUCGUAUCCCCGUGUCAUUCUGCCCCACAGAGAUGGCCCGGCCAAUGCCCACGAUUUUGCACAGAAACAGUAUGCCUAUCCGGGUCCCUCUCUAGUGCCACAGCAGGUUGGUAGAGAUGAUAGCUUACUGUACUCACUGAUUCUCACCUCCGAUGGAGCAUUGGCCUGGUCUGAUUCGGGAGCGGAAGGAUUUGUUAAAGGGCAUUCUACAUGUCAUGUUCCUCCUGCAUUUUCAGAACCAAGGAGGGGUGUGUCCUUCAAGCUGUCAAAUGUCAGUACCACCACUGAGCAGGAGGAGCAGAGAAACAACAUCAAAGAAUUGCAGCAAGCUUCAGAGUCCAGAUGCAUGCCUUUGCAGUGUACCAUAAAGCACACUGGUGACAGUUCGGACUCAAACCUUAAACCUAAAUCGAACAAGAAGGACCCUUAUGUGCGGUUAGAGCGAUUGCAAAUCGACUUGUCUACUGACACUGAGCUGCCAACCUUCAAACUGUUACCAGGCAGUGGACAGGAUGAGUUCAACCUGAUCAUCAUCGAAAGAGAUGGCUUGCCUAUAAAUCCAACCUUCACGGCACCAACACUGGCGAGCACCUUGACGCCACCGAACUCCGUCUCUCCCGCAUCAGUGACCGAAAUCGAAUUUGUCUUUAAUGAGAGAACUGAGGUAGCAAGCAAGCGUACCCAUCACACCCUGAGCCCCACACCUUCCCCCAGUGAAAAGUCACCCGGGAGUAUAGCGGACCUCAAGGCGUCGCCGCUGUGCAGUGCCAGUGAGAAGGGCGAGGAGGCGGAUGAGGUGGUCUGCGUUGUUUGUGGGAAAGGAGGCGAGUUGCCGUGUUGUAGCCGUUGCCUGAAAGUGUUUCACAUUGGCUGUCAUGUCCCGGCUUUGCUCAGUGUGCCCAGUGUUGAAUGGACAUGUUCCUUAUGUGUGGACUUGGCAACAUCUGAGGUUGAGAGUGAAAGCUCAGCGACAUUGGCAGACAGCAGAAAUGAGGUGAAGGAAGGCCUUGCUGAUCUCGAUCAGAAGAAAUGUGAACGCUUACUGCUGUUUCUUCUAUCUCAUAAGAUGAGCCAGGCUCUCCAUAACCCUAGUGGCUCUUCCCAGUUGAAAAGUCAGCAAUUAGAUUUGUCUUCCAUUAGAGCAAAACUCGAGAGGGCAAGCUCGCCCCAUUAUUCCUCACCUGAUGAGUUUGUGCUUGAGGCCCGACUGAUGUUUAAGGCAUUCAGUAAACUGAGUCAGGAAAAAAAGGAGGUUCUGACACUUGAGUCAUUCUUUGAAGAAAAAUUAGCAGAUGUCUUCAGCGGCAAAGCCUUCGCCAGCACCCCAGCAGAUCAGCAGGCAAUGGAGGCGAGCAGCAAACACUGUGACCAAACUGACCAGAGGGACCCCACUUGUCCCUCGGACGAGGCUGACAGUAGCCCCAUGCAGGCUAAGAGACGGCGGCUCGAGAGCAACUAACAUCUGGAAUGGGAAGCUUGAGAUGGCAACUUUGAAAGGAUGGUUGACAGCAGACUUGAGAGCUGGCCCUCAGAGCAACCUUGUUGGAAUGAGGAGAAGCCUCAGCAGCCUUUGUUCUCUGCUGCUGAAAGGACUUGUGUACAAACCUGGGCUCAGGAAAGGCCAUGUAAAGGCCUUUCCAGCUUUGAAAACCUCCAAUACUGAGUUUAAAUCCAGCUGGACAAAUAGCACAAGGUUAUUUUGAUCCUGGGCAUAACUGCAGAGGCCAGCGCUGGAGUUGUUUUUUUAAUGUGUAAACUGUAUGUAUUAAAGAAUUCCAUAAUGUGUAAUAUAUAUUGUCUGUAUUUCAUGUUGAAAUUCUUACUGGAUCAUAGUAAAACAAAGAGUAAAUAAACUCAUUUUCUCUGAGGAAUAAUCCUACAUCACUAAGUAAUAAAAGCAAACCGUCUGCCAAUACUGGGAUUGCUGA